Ilex paraguariensis (yerba mate) is the source of this 971-nucleotide messenger RNA. The record is from the annotation of a GenBank genome assembly. NCBI's taxonomy places the organism in Eukaryota, Viridiplantae, Streptophyta, Magnoliopsida, Aquifoliales, Aquifoliaceae.
CUCUCUCUCUCUCUCUCUCUCUCUCUCUCUCUCUCAAUCGUACAGCUAUGGCAAGCAGUACUGCCAAUGGAAGAGGAGGAGGAGAAGAGGAAGUGAAUAAAUUAGCAGCUCAGAUCGGCAAAACCCUAAAAGAAGGAGAAAGAAUUCUCGCCCCCACCAGAAGACCCGACGGCUCUCUUCGCAAGCCCAUUCGAAUUAGGGCUAAUUAUGUCCCUCAAGAUGAAAUCGCCAUUUACCAGUCCAAAGGCACUCUCCAGAAGGAGAUGGCGGCGUCGCAGGAAGUGCCACCAGGUUACGAUCCGGUGUUGGAUGCAAAACCUAAGACCAAAUCUGCUAAAAGGAAUGAAAGAAAGAAGGAAAAGCGUGCACAGGCUUCUCUUGAUAAGGAUAUGAAUUUGUGCAAUAAUGAAGUAUUAUCAGCUGAUGAUGCAAUUGGGGGAUCAGAAUCUGCCGAGUCAGUGGCUUCCCAGAUAAAUGGGCUCACUAUCUCUGCAAGUGCUAGAGUUACCCCUCCCUCAAACUCGACAGAAUAUUCAACUCCUGGGGAUCCUGUUCCAGAUGUUGACAAAAAAAUUCGAGCACUGAAGAAAAAGAUACGGUUGGCAGAAUCGCAACAGGAGCAAAUUGUGCAGCAAGAAAUGAAGCCAGAACAAUUGGAGAAGAUGACUAAAUUGGAAGGCUGGCGCAAGGAGCUAAAGCUCUUGGAAGAUAAAAAAGCUGAACUUGCAACAUCAUGAACUGAGAUCAGCUAUGGCUCUAGACGUAGUUUGUGUCCGACACAUGUUUCCAGAAAUUCGCUCAUCCCACCAUUCGACAAAAUCCCGGUUCGGGCCUUGUGCACCAGAAUCAUGUAAAAUGUAGUUUUCUCUUCACUGUAAAAUGGGUAUGCUAACAGAUCAUAAAGCCAUGACACACCAUGCCCUUUUGGAGUUAAAAGUGCCGGUUUCUACUUUGUGGUGUAUCGCUUGAGA